AUGGCCACUACUCCUAAGGAGUUACCUUUCCUGGCGAACUCAACUGACCGAGAUAGAGAAGAGUGUACCUACUUGGGAGGAAUGGUUUGGCGCGAGUCGUAUCUCACAGGUGACAUUUACAGAAGUUUGGUAGCUUUAAUAUGUAUUCUCUCAAUACUGCUUAUCCCAACCGUCUCUUUAAACGGGUUAGUUAUCUUGGCGGUGGCCACAAAGAGACAACUGCGAACCAACUCAAACAAACUCUUAGCUUGUUUGGCGGGGACAGAUUUGCUGGCCGGAUUGGUUGUUAUACCCAUUGCCAUAGCGGUCAACGUGAAGCGAGCCUUUGAGAUCGGUCCAUUUUGUGAGUUAGAAAAGGCUCACGUUGUAGUUUUCUGGGUACAAAGCAUUGCUACGCUGACUUUUCUAUUUUUGAUAAGCGGGGACCGAUAUAUUGCUAUAAAGUUUUCCUUAAGGUACCGACAGAUUGUCACAGGACAGAGGAUCAAAAAGGCAGUGGUUGUUGCGUGGGUCAUCACAGUUUUUGGAACGAUUCAGGAAAUUGUGAUUGCCACCAGAGAAAGUACAACGAACAUAUAUGCGUUAUAUUGGAUGGUGAAUAUCGUUGUGACUGCUUUAUUCGUGUUACUUUGUAUCAUUGGCAUAACGUUCAUGUAUCUGUCCAUCUUCCUUGAAACACAGCGACAGAAAAAACGCCUACAGGCAGGACAGCUGUCACCUCAAGAAGCUAAAGAGUUGAAGAAAGAUGUAAAUAACAAGGCAACCGUCACACUAUCCUUAAUUCUAGGAACUUUAGUACUGACCUACUUGCCUUUGAUAACUGUCGCCUCAAUUCAGGCUUUCACAAAUUUUUUUGAGUCGGGUACGAAAAUGGCUUUGAUAAGCUGGACUGAUUGUGCUGCGGUCUUCAACUCACUUUUUAACCCCAUAAUUUACUGUUGGCGUAAUCAAAAUCUAAGAAAGGCUCUUCUUGAAGUCAUUCACCGAGAAAAACGAGAAAAUACCCCUCCAGUAUCAAAAAUUCAGCCCUCUAUUUCUAAGACCUUUAAAGAAUCAGCGCCCAACCAGGAAGUAGUUUUGUUGUCAUGCAGCCAUUUUAAAGCUGAAGAAAUCGUUCGCAUAGGGGAAACAGAUGAUCAUGUCUUGUAA
Molecule: messenger RNA, 1149 nt
Organism: Pocillopora verrucosa
Lineage: Eukaryota; Metazoa; Cnidaria; Anthozoa; Scleractinia; Pocilloporidae
Product: histamine H2 receptor-like
Biological process (GO): G protein-coupled receptor signaling pathway
Cellular component (GO): membrane
Molecular function (GO): G protein-coupled receptor activity
Source: RefSeq, a predicted model, not a curated record